Molecule: messenger RNA, 1793 nt
Organism: Lipotes vexillifer (Yangtze River dolphin)
Lineage: Eukaryota; Metazoa; Chordata; Mammalia; Artiodactyla; Lipotidae
Gene: PTPN5
Product: protein tyrosine phosphatase non-receptor type 5
Exons: 14
Coding region: 162-1781 (539 amino acids)
Biological process (GO): protein dephosphorylation; signal transduction
Cellular component (GO): cell junction; plasma membrane; cytosol
Molecular function (GO): protein tyrosine phosphatase activity; protein kinase binding
Source: RefSeq, a predicted model, not a curated record
ACACUCGCGCAGGCACACACAGGGACACACGCACACUCGCGCGCGCACAUCCUCCCGCCAGCCUACCCGCCCGCUCGUCGGCGUCCGGAGUCCGCUCUGGCCGGAGUGAGAGAGAGAGAGAGAACCACACUGCUGAUGACUCCAAGGGAGGGGCCCUGGACAUGUGCUGCAGCGAGAGGCUGCCGGGUGUCCCCCAGCCGGUAGGGAUGCAGGCGCUGGACCAGGCCGAGGGGCCCACAGCCUUGCAGAGAGAGAUGCCACUGCCCCCGCCUCCUUCACCGCCCUCAGAGACAGCUCAGAAGCCACCACCUCGAGACGCCAGGAGCCCCUCCCUCGCUGUCAGGAGCAGCCUGUGCCUGCUGGCUGCCUCCCAGUUCCUGCUCGCCUGCGGGAUGCUCUGGCUCAGCGGCUACGGCCCCAUCUGGUCGCAAAAUGCCACAGACCUCAUCUCCUCCGUGCUCACGCUCCUGGAGCGGCUGGGACCCUCGGCCUGGCUGGCUGCUGGGACCUGGGAUGUCCCUAAUCUGCUGCUGGUCUCUCUGUCCGUGGUCCUCGUCACCACCUUGGUGUGGCACCUCCUGAGGACUCCCGCGGAGCCACCCAGCCCGCUGCCCCCCGAGGACAGGCGCCAGUCGGUGAGCCGUCAGCCCUCUUUCACCUACUCUGAGUGGAUGGAGGAGAAGGUCGAGGAUGACUUCCUGGACCUGGACCCUGUCCCGGAGACUCCUGUGUUUGACUGCGUGAUGGACAUCAAGCUUGAGGCCGACCCCGCCUCACUGACGGUCAAGGCCGUGGGUCUGCAGGAGAGGAGGGGCUCCAACGUCUCCCUGACCCUGGACAUGUGCACCCCGGGCUGCAAUGAGGAGGGGUUCGGCUAUCUCAUGUCCCCACGCGAGGAGUCGGCCCGCGAGUACCUGCUCAGCGCCUCCCGCGUCCUCCAGGCCGAAGAGCUUCACGAGAAGGCCCUGGACCCCUUCCUGCUUCAGGCAGAAUUCUUUGAAAUUCCCAUGAACUUUGUGGAUCCGAAAGAGUAUAACAUCCCUGGGCUGGUGCGGAAGAACCGGUACAAAACCAUCCUUCCCAACCCUCACAGCAGAGUGUGUCUGACCUCACCAGACCCCGACGACCCUCUGAGUUCCUACAUCAACGCCAACUACAUCCGGGGCUAUGGUGGGGAAGAGAAGGUGUAUAUCGCCACUCAGGGACCCAUCGUCAGCACAGUUGGCGACUUCUGGCGCAUGGUGUGGCAGGAGCACACGCCCAUCAUUGUCAUGAUCACCAACAUCGAGGAGAUGAACGAGAAGUGCACCGAGUAUUGGCCGGAGGAGCAGGUGGUGUACGACGGCGUGGAGAUCACUGUGCAGAAAGUCAUCCACACUGAGGAUUACCGGCUCCGACUCAUUGCUCUCAGGAGUGGCACAGAAGAGCGAGGCCUGAAGCAUUACUGGUUCACAUCCUGGCCCGACCAGAAGACCCCAGACCGGGCCCCCCCACUCCUGCACCUGGUGCAGGAGGUGGAGGAGGCAGCCCAGCAGGAGGGGCCCCGCUGCGCCCCCAUCGUCGUCCACUGCAGCGCAGGGAUUGGGAGGACCGGCUGCUUCAUCGCCACUAGCAUCUGCUGCCAGCAGCUGCGGCACCAGGGCGUGGUGGACAUCCUGAAGACCACGUGCCAGCUCCGUCAGGACAGGGGCGGCAUGAUCCAGACGUAUGAGCAGUACCAGUUCGUGCACCACGUCAUGAGCCUCUACGAGAAGGAGCUGUCCCGCCAGUCCCCUGAGUGACCACACUCCCCC